This is a messenger RNA of Populus trichocarpa (black cottonwood), 1017 nucleotides long. RefSeq names its product peroxisomal membrane protein 11A. Bases 114 to 881 code for a protein of 255 amino acids. Lineage: Eukaryota; Viridiplantae; Streptophyta; Magnoliopsida; Malpighiales; Salicaceae. The transcript has a single exon. Gene Ontology annotation, cellular component: peroxisomal membrane. Gene Ontology annotation, biological process: regulation of peroxisome size; peroxisome fission. The record is from RefSeq and is a predicted model, not a curated record.
CAGACGAGACAAAGGAAGGGCAGGUAAGCGAGCGAGGGAUUCCAUCUCCCCUCGCAUCUCUCUCUCUCUCUCUCUCGCGAAAGACUUCUACCGACUAAGAAAUUCCUGUGACGAUGGAUCCCAAGCCUUCACCAACCCCACAAAACGCCAAUGAAAUCCCUAAUAAACAGGGACAAAGAGACUUUUUGAAUCAUUUAGAGGUAUACCUUGCAAAGCGAGAUGGGGUUGACAAGCUCCUCAAGAUCUCACGUUACGCAACCAAGAUCAUCUUAGCCUCAUCCGUCCUCCCCGAAACCUUAAUCGUAACGAAACGACUCAAGAGUUUCGAAUCAAGUGUUGGACUCAGUCGCAAAGCAUUCCGACUUGGGAAAUUCGUUCAAGAUGUCAACGCAUUAAGAGGCUCUCAUUUUGAUUCAAAACAAGAAAUCAUCCUUUCCUUCAUUGCCUAUGGAGGUGAAGGUUUGUAUUAUUUUGUUGAGCAAUUUGUUUGGUUGGCUAAAUCGGGGUUGAUCGAUAGCAAACACUCCAAAAGUUUAGGAAAAAUCAGUGCUUGGGCGGAGUUUGUUGGGUAUAUUGGGAGUAUUUCUUUGAAAUUUAGAGAUUUAAAGAAAUUGAGUGAAGAUGAGGUGUGCCUGGAAUCCAGCGUUGAAAUUGCAGUCACGAGAGGAGUUGGGCGUCAAGAGGAAGAGAGGAGAUUGUGGAAGCUGAGAGAGAAGAAGCUGAUGAAGAAAUUAUCAAUUGUGCAGGAUUUUGCUGAUGGGCUAAUGGCUCUGGCUGAUAUUCGUGACGGCAGAGGGCAAUUUUCAGGCCCCCUUUUGGUAUCUUGUGCAGGCCUUUUAUCUGCUCUUAUUAGUACUCAUAAGAAUUGGGUCUCUUGCUGAGAUUGUCACUCAUCGUGGAAGGUAUGCUGUUUAAGGAAUUCUUCUUCGUAAUUAAUUGAUUCCAAAUUGCAAUAAGAGAUGUGCUAAUUCUUCAACUGUUGGAUUUGAAUAAUAAAGUGAUAGCCUUUGGAAAUCA